Messenger RNA from Pseudo-nitzschia multistriata, 629 nucleotides. The record is from the annotation of a GenBank genome assembly. Lineage: Eukaryota; Bacillariophyta; Bacillariophyceae; Bacillariales; Bacillariaceae.
CAAAAUCCAAAACAAAACGAACAAAUAACAAUCAAAGUGCGAAGGUAGAGAAAUACAACACAACUCAACACAACAAAAUACUAUACACCAUGUUUGCCAAAGCAUUUUGUAGCCGGAUCGGAGCAGCACAACUUUUUAGAAUGAAUAACGGUCUCGUACAGACGCGUUCGUUGUCGUCCGAAGGAAUUGCAGCUGUUGAUAAAUUGAAGGGAGCCCUCGAACAGUACCGCGUUGAGAAGUAAGUUCUGCCAAUUGACAGAGAGAUUUAUUCGCUCGAUCAUUUUAUCCUUGUCCACCAACUCCAUCUUCACCUUUGACCAUAAUUGUUUUUUCAACAGCUAUGCUCAGUGCAUCCCAACUCGAUUCAAGAAGGAUAUUAUUCAUGCAGCGAAAGAAACUGAAACAGAGCAGGUCGCACUUGAAGGCUUGCAGAAAGUUAUUGCGAAUAUUGGCGCCUCAAACAAGGUAUCACGGAAAGACAUAGAACUCAUUUUUUCUGAAAACGGUGUGUCGGGACGUAUGUCUACAGAACAAAUGCUGAAACUGCUCUAGUUGAUAUGCUGUUGAUCAAAGAAGGAUUCAACCGUGGGGCAGAGCAGAAUASUUUCUGCCCAUUACUUUGCUGAAGU